UUUUCCUUUUGCUUUGGCCCGAAACAACCAAAGCCGGGGGUCGCAGGGAGGUUAUCGCUGCCCGGCGGCUCGCACCGCUUACGCGGCGAGGUAGGGCAGCGGCGGCGGCGGAGGCCGGGGGCCGCGGGCGCUGUGGGCGGCGGGCGCGCCUCCCACCGCCCCGGGGCGCGGCCUCGCCGGCGCAGCCGCUCCCCGCACCGCCCGCACCCGCGCAGCACCCGCGCACCAUGGAGCGCCGGGUCGCCCGUGAGUUCCGGCACAAGGUUAAUCUACUAAUUGACAAUGAAGCGGAAAAGGAUUACCUUUAUGAUGUGCUGCGGAUGUACCACCAAUCUAUGAAUCUCCCAGUGCUUGUGGGGGACCUAAAACUUGUGAUUAAUGAACCCAGCAGAUUGCCUCUAUUUGAUGCUAUCCGCCCACUUAUCCCAUUAAAACAUCAGGUGGAAUAUGAUCAGCUUACACCCAAAAGAUCACGAAAGCUGAAAGAGGUGAGAUUGGAUCGUUCGCAUCCUGAAGGACUUGGAAUAAGUGUGAGAGGUGGAGUGGAAUUUAGCUGUGGCCUCUUCAUCUCCCAGUUAGUUAAAGGAGGACAGGCAGACAAUGUUGGACUUCAGGUUGGAGAUGAGAUAGUUCGUAUCAAUGGAUAUUCCAUUUCAUCAUGCACACAUGAAGAAGUCAUAAACCUCAUUCGCACAAAGAAAAUAGUGUCCAUAAAAGUAAGACAUAUUGGCAUGAUACCUGUCAAAAGUUCAGCAAAUGAACCCCUUAAGUGGCAAUAUGUGGACCAGUUUGUGUCAGACUCUGGGGAAGGAAAGGGCAGUGUUGCUGGGCUUGCUUCUUCUGGAGGGAGAGACAAUAAAGAGAAAAAAGUCUUCAUUAGCUUGAUUGGUACAAAAGGCAUGGGUUGCAGUAUUUCCAGUGGUCCAACACAAAAACCAGGCAUUUUUAUCAGCAAUGUUAAGCCGGGUUCUCUUUCAGCAGAGGUGGGCUUAGAGGUCGGUGAUCAGAUUGUUGAGGUAAAUGGAGUGGACUUUUCUAAUGUGGAUCAUAAAGAGGCUGUCAGAGUGCUCAAAAGUAGUCGUACUUUGACUAUCUCUGUGGUAGCAGGCGCUGGAAAGGAGCUGUUCAUGACUGAAGAAGAAAGGCAGAGAGAAGCACGUCUCCGUGAGCAAGAACGCCAGGAGUUAAUGCAUCAAAAGCGACUUGCGCUGGAGACUAACAAAAUCAUCAAAGAGCAGCAAGAGAAAGAGAGAUUAAGAAAACUGGAGAUUUCCCAGAAGGCUGCAGAGGAAGAAGAGAGAUAUCGCAGAGAAAUAGAGCAGAUAACAGCAGAGGAAGAGAAAUUUAAAAAGGAGUGGGAAGAAGACUGGGGUCCUAAAGAACCUCCCAAAUCUCUAAAAACUGUGACUGCAGAAGUGCACCCUGCCCCUCAUUCCAAACAUAGAACUUUUGGAUGGUUUUAUCGGUAUGAAGGAAAAUUUCCCACAAUCCGCAAGAAAGGGAAAGAGCGAAAGAAGUCAAAAAGUGACAGUCUGUGUGAACAGAGGAAGAAUAAAAAGGAAAUGGAGUUUGAGCAAAAACUUGCCAAAGAGAAAGAAGGAAUGUUGGAGAAAGAAAAACAACUGAAAAUAAAUCGUCUUGUACAAGAGGUAUCUGAGACAGAACGAGAAGACCUGGAAGAAUCAGAAAAGGUGCAGCACUGGGUGGAAAGACUUUGUCAGACACGGUUAGAACAGAUUUCCUCUGUGGAGAAUGAGUCUCCUGAGUUGGCAAGUGGACGUCCUUCCGCUUCUCCUUCGGCCACAUCAAUGCGGCGUUUUGCUGGUGGCCUGCAGCUUCAUACCACAGAUCUUGAUGAUAUAAACUUAGAUGAAGUUGACAAGCCUAAACAACGUGUCGCACCACCUCCGCUACCACCCCCCUCUGUUACUCCAGCAUCAUCAGCUCAUCCGCUUCCUACAUCAAAUGUUGCCCUUGCAAGAGGUCCAGCCCUGGCAGUAACACCAGCUUCCCAGGUUGUAAGAAACACCUCCCACGGCGGCAAAGUAUCUUCUGUGUCAAGCAAUCCGCUGCAGCUUGCUCCAAGUCCACCUACCCAACGACCUCCAGGGGUACCAAUAGUCUCUAAACCUGUCAUGCUGCAUCCUGACCCAAACUUUAUGGUCAGGCCAACAAUCAAAUCAGAGGCCCUGCCACAAGAGAUGUUUAAAAGGAUGGUGGUUUACAAUUCAUCAUUUAGAUCUAACAAAAACCAAGGCUUCCAGAAAUAUUUGGAAGAUUUUGAUCCAUAUUCAAUGUUUACCCCAGAGCAGAUUAUGGGAAAAGAUGUACGGCUAUUACGAAUUAAAAAGGAAGGAUCGUUAGACCUCGCAGUUGAGGGAGGAAUUGAUUCUCCAGUUGGAAAGGUAGUCGUGUCUGCCAUCUAUGAGGGUGGUGCUGCAGACAAACAUGGAGGCAUAGUGAAAGGGGAUGAAAUACUAGCUGUAAAUGGCAAGAUAUUAAUUGACAGCAGGCUGGCAGAAGCACAGGCAACACUAGCAAGAGCUUGGAACAUGGGUGGGGAUUGGAUUGACUUAGUCAUUGCGGCAUCACCUCCAAAGGAAUACAAUGAUGAAACCCCUACUAUUCCCUCAUCAGCAGUCAGUCCCAACACACACAGAAAGGUUUUUGAAGGCAGUGCACCUGUGUACAGACAAGGGUAUCUCCUGCAGCUGUAGCCACUGCAGUGUUCCCUCAUGGACAUUCUUCUAAAGAAGGCUAUACUGGAGAAAUGAAGUCUUUCCCCUGCAGGAACCUGCUGCUCUAUAAAUUAAUAGGGAAUCAAUAACCACAUGAAAUGCAUCUUUAUCUGAAAGAAAUAUGAGCAAUCAGACCUGUAAAUUGAACUAGAGACUUCAGAUUCUUCAGGUAAUUAGAGUAAUUUGAAAUCAUUCUAUACAUAUACAGCAAGAAAUUUUUGCAAAAUCAUUGAGAAGGACUGCCAGUGAGCAUGGUUUGGUCUGUGAGAACUCAAUCUAUUUUUUGCUAUUUUGGGGGGCCAAAUUUUGAAAAUUAUCUUCCAAUUUUCCUGGAAAUAGACACCAAAAUGACAAACGAAGAUAGAACACAGAUGUCUGAUCCCACAUGCAACACUUGUGAUUACAUGUUCACAGGCCGGUUUGGGUGUGAAAAGGAUUGUAUUUUUACUCCAUACAUAGUGAUUUUUCCUGGGGAAAUGGGAAUGUAUAUAGGUAACUUCUGUUCUCACUCAUAUUCUUGUAGCUCUCUUAAUGUCCACUUCUGUUGCUCAGUUGUGAGUUGUUUUGAGUAUAAAAACCCUGCUGGUGGAAGAACCAGUAACGCCAGGAGUGCUAGCGUAAGGAAUAAUUUUGGUGAUGCUUAUGCAGUAUAAAGAAUCUUCUCUACCAGCAAAGUAAAUAGCUAGCAAUUAGUCCAGAUAAAAUCAUUAGGUGUAGUCAUAGUUAUACCACUGAGUAUUUGUAUUGGUGGCAAAAAUUACUCCCUCAUAUAGUCAUGGGUGGAAAAUAUGGGUGUGAUUCACAGUUUGCAGUUAUGUACUUUGUUGUCAGUGAGGCUAUAUACGUGACUAAACUGUACAGGAAGUCACUGAGUGUAACAUUUUGCUCUUGGUGACUCUAUCUUCUGUUUGAGUAAAUUCCUCAAGACUAUAAAAUCUAUACUAACCUGGCUUUAAAUAAGUAUGAUUACAGUCACAGACUUAGUAAUUUCUUUAUAUUAUCAAGAUACCUCCUUAGAAAUGUCUUUGUCUUCCUUCCUUCCUUGUAUCUGUCAGUUUGUGUUCUGUUUUUCAUAUUGUGUUUAGAUUUUUCUUACCUGGACUAAUGAAAGCCAGUUUAUAGUUUUUUGGUUUAUCAAAUUCCCACUGAAGUCUCGCCUCUUCACAGUUUGGAAACCUUCCUUUCUGUAACACAGAAAAAUAACUAUUACGUUCCUGAGAGCUCUGUACUUAUACAGAGAUGAUUAAUUACGUUGACCUUCUUCAUUUGCAGUAUUGUUGCAGUAUGCCAAUUAAUGCAUCUGGCAGGGUACACAUGUUAGAAUGUUUAAAAUUUUAAUUCUUACAACUAAUCCAGAAAUAAAAUUGCAUUUGCCAAAUGGAA
This is a messenger RNA of Aquila chrysaetos chrysaetos, 4121 nucleotides long. It is a transcript of the gene USH1C, whose product is annotated as USH1 protein network component harmonin. Gene Ontology annotation, biological process: sensory perception of sound; inner ear morphogenesis; inner ear receptor cell stereocilium organization. Gene Ontology annotation, molecular function: protein binding. Bases 228 to 2717 code for a protein of 829 amino acids. The transcript is spliced from 28 exons. NCBI's taxonomy places the organism in Eukaryota, Metazoa, Chordata, Aves, Accipitriformes, Accipitridae. The record is from RefSeq and is a predicted model, not a curated record. Gene Ontology annotation, cellular component: cilium; stereocilium tip; photoreceptor inner segment.